Molecule: messenger RNA, 10939 nt
Organism: Sorex araneus (European shrew)
Lineage: Eukaryota; Metazoa; Chordata; Mammalia; Eulipotyphla; Soricidae
Gene: NDNF
Product: neuron derived neurotrophic factor
Exons: 4
Coding region: 305-2011 (568 amino acids)
Biological process (GO): extracellular matrix organization
Molecular function (GO): protein binding
Source: RefSeq, a predicted model, not a curated record
GCCCCCGCCGCCCGCGCCCCGUCCCGGCUCCGAGCGCCGCCGCCCCCCGCGCCCGCCCGCGCCGCGCUUCGCCGCAACUUCGGGAGCCGCGCGCCGCCCGCGCUCGCCCGCUCGCAAGUUGGCAAAGUUGUGGGGGGCCCCGGGGCCGACUCCCUCUUCCUCCCUCGCCACCGCUCUCCGCGGCGCCCCCCGGUGCCCCCCGUCUCCUCGCUCGCUCGGGGCCGGCGACGCGGCGCGUGGGGCCCCCUCGCCUGGACGACGGCGCUCGCCUCUGCCCUGACGAGAACCCGCCGUUCGCCGAAGGAUGGUGGCCCUCCACUGGUGUCUGCUGUGCCUGCUCUUACCACUCAGCUCAAGGACCCAGAAGUUACCCACACGAGAUGAGGAGCUUUUUCAGAUGCAAAUCCGGGACAAAACAUUUUUCCAUGAUUCAUCAGUAAUUCCAGAUGGAGCUGAAAUUAGCAGCUAUCUCUUCCGAGAUACACCCAAAAGGUACUUCUUUGUGGUUGAAGAGGACAACACUCCACUGUCCGUCACUGUGACACCCUGUGAUGCGCCUUUGGAGUGGACUCUGACCCUGCAGGAGCUGCCAGAGGAGGGCAGUGGCGAAGGCUCAGGAGAUCCAGAGCCUCUGGAACAGCAGAAACAGCAGAUCCUUAAUGAGGAAGGGACAGAACUAUUCUCCUACAAAGGCAACGAUGUGGAAUAUUUCAUAUCUUCCAGUUCUCCAUCUGGUUUGUAUCAGUUAGAUCUUCUCUCAACAGAGAAAGACACCCAUUUCAAAGUUUACGCCACCACGACACCAGAGUCUGAUCAGCCCUACCCCGAAUUACCUUAUGACCCACGAGUAGACGUGACCUCCCUGGGACGCACAACCAUCACUUUGGCCUGGAAACCGAGUCCCACAGCCUCUUUGCUGAAACAGCCCAUCCAGUACUGCGUGGUCAUCAACAAAGAACAUAAUUUCAAAAGCCUCUGUGCAGUGGAAGCAAAACUGAGUGCAGAUGAUGCGUUUAUGCUGGCACCCAAACCUGGUCUGGAUUUCAGUCCCUUUGACUUUGCCCACUUUGGAUUUCCUUCCGAACACCUGGGGAAAGAGCGUAGCUUCCUCUCAAAGCCUCCUCAAAAGAUGGGACGGCACAUCUACCCUAGGCCCAAGGUGGACAUUCAGAAAAUCUGCAUAGGAAACAAGAACCUCUUCACCAUCUCGGAUCUGAAGCCUGACACACAAUAUUACUUUGAUGUCUUCAUGGUCAACACCAACACCAACAUGAGUACUGCUUACGUGGGCACCUUUGCCAGGACCAAGGAAGAGGCAAAACAGAAGACUGUGGAGCUCAAGGAUGGGAAGGUUACAGAUGUCUUUGUGAAAAGGAAAGGAACCAAGUUUCUCCGGUUUGCACCAGUAUCUUCUCAUCAGAAAGUCACCUUCUUUAUUCACUCGUGUCUGGACGCUGUCCAAAUCCAGGUGAGAAGAGAUGGGAAACUGCUUCUGUCUCAGAACGUGGAAGGCAUUCGGCAUUUUCAGCUUAGGGGAAAACCAAAAGCAAAAUAUCUCAUUCGACUGAAAGGAAACAGGAAAGGCGCCUCCAUGUUGAAAAUUCUGGCAACCACAAGGCCUAGUAAGCAGUCCUUUCCCGCACUGCCCGAAGACACACGAAUCAAGGCCUUCGACAAGCUUCGCACCUGCUCCUCGGCCACCAUUGCCUGGCUGGGCACUCAGGAAAGAAACAAGUUUUGCAUCUACAAAAAGGAAGUGGAUGACAAUUACAACGAAGAUCAAAAGAAAAGAGAACAAAACCAAUGCCUAGGACCAGAUACGAGAAAGAAAUCGGAAAAGGUCCUCUGUAAAUAUUUCCACAGUCAAAACCUGCAAAAAGCAGUGACCACAGAAACAAUUAAAGGCCUUCAGCCUGGAAAAUCUUACCUGCUGGAUGUGUAUGUCAUAGGACAUGGGGGGCACUCUGUGAAGUAUCAGAGUAAGGUUGUGAAAACCCGAAAGUUCUGUUAAUUACCUUGUGUUGAGAGGUAUGACGUAGAACUCCAGAAUAGACAUGAAAUCACUUUGAGGACAAACUGACUACUCCCACAGCUGAGAGAAGUUGUGACCUGUACUUGUGCUGUGGAAAGAAGGAUAUCAGCUUGCGAAGACUGAUGUUUCCGUGUCAUUGUUGGAGGAGACUUGUUCUCGUGUGCCCCUGUGGUACCUAGUGUGUGUCUGAUGCCCCUCAAUGUUAAACUAGAACACAUCUUGAAGGAACUGCCAUCCCUUGCUUUGACCACUGCAUGAACUGCUUCUAAAUUAUUUUAUUUACUUAAAAAUUAAAAAUAUGCCAUUCAUUGCACACACCCUCAAAUGCAAAUCAUUCUUCUCUAUAGAUGCUAGGAUAUAUAUAUAAAUUAUUUUAUAAAGUCAUGUUUUAAUUGUCAGUGUUUCUACGAUUGUAAACUAUUAAAUUUUGUUCCUGUUAAAGCAAAGAUCUAAUCUUAAGUAUAUUAAGUGGACUGUCCUCUAGUCUGUUAUAUUGCUAUUGUAAAUUCUUAUCUGUUGAGUAAAAUGUUUAAAUACUGUAUGUAUCUCAUGUACAAAGUUGGCAUACAUUAUAUUCAUGUACAUAAAAUUAAAGAUAUUAGAUUAUAUACUGUUCAUUAACCCAAUAGUUCCCUUGGUUUAUUCAAUUUCUAUUCUGUCCUCCAAACUUCACCUAUGGCACUUGGCAUCAGCGUUCACCCCUUUCUUAAAAAGGCAUGGUAUAAUUCUCUAAAGUUACUGUGGUUAGAGGUGGUUAUUACAAUUUGUGUUUUGACAUUGAAUAGGAGCAAACACUUCUUUACAUGUGGAAUGAACUCCCAUGGAUAUAGAAUAGGACAAACCAAGCACUGUUGCAUGAUAAAUAUUCUACAAAUAGGACUUACCAAAAAAAUGUACCUCACUUCUAUUUUUAAGUGUACAUUUGUUUCAAAAUAUUUCUGAUCUGCUUGAAUAUUAGCAAAAUAUUUAUUUUAAUUUCUAUCCGAAGCAACUUAGCAACAACCAAUUAGGGCUUUAGUCAGGUGAACACUUCAGAUGCUAUUGUUUUUGUAACAUAAAGUUUUCUGCUACUUAUUACUAUGGUUUUUCAUGAAUUUUAAAAACUAACUUAGCUAUAAGAUAAAAUUUAGGCCAACGAUAACAAGUCAUCUAUCAAAGAUUCACCCAAUAGGCAGUUUUUAAUAGCUUCAUUAUCCACAGGUUCAAUAUAUGCUAUAAUAUGAGAAUAUUGAACCAGGAUUCAGAAAAAUAAUUUACUGUCACUUUAGUGGACUCACUUUAGGAAAAUCUACUAGCUCCCUUUGUCUUCAUUUCCCGUAUAUAAAAUAGGACUGUGAUAGUUUGGUACAUAUGACAUUGCAUGAUACCCUCGACAAUGCGCCAUAAGGUCUUCGUAGAAUCUUAUAGAAUCUUAUUGUAGAAUAUUAUUCUAAAUGACAACAUGUUUCUGUGACCACAGUGAGGACAGAUUAAAUUUUUUGUUGUUGUUUUGUGGCCACACCCAGAAUCGCCCAGGGGUUACUACUGGCUCUGCACUCAGGAAUUAUUCCUGCCAGUGCUCAGGGGACCAUAUGGGAUGCUGUGACUGAACCCAGGUCAGCUGCAUGCAAGGCAAACACCCUGCCUGCUCUGCUAUCUCUUCAAUCCCAGAACAUAUAAAAUUCUUUAACAUGUACAAUGAUCUCUGAAUCCUGGCACCCCCCCCCCCCAAGAGGCCCCUGUGGACAUGUAUCAGCAGCUUUCCUGUGGAGUGUAUGUUCACUGUGGCUCAGGUAAAAUGGUUAGUUGUCCUAUGAAAGAUACUCUACUUACCUUAGGAAAAAAGUGCCCCCUUGGAAAUGUAUUAUGCAACUCUUCUGCUUAGGUAUCAGAACAAAAUUGAGCAAGUGUGUACAAAAUAGUGAAACAUUUAAAUAAUUGUAAUACAUUCUCAGCCAAAAGGGGUUUAUGUGCUUCCUUUGCAUGUAACUGACGCAGGUUCAGUCUGAGGCUCUAUUACAUAGCCCCAAGAACUACUGGUGUGUCCCUAUACUCCCCACCCCCACACUGGAAGAAAAAGAGAAUUUUUAUAUAUUCUUAAAAUUUUUAAAAAACAUGUAUCCAAUGGUCAUGUAUCCAACCAGUUUUAGCAGAAGAAUGUUAAAUUGACAGCAUCCCAGAGACGUUAUAUCCUCAGUUAUGAAUGUGGUGCCUUUGGAAGGAGAAUCAGCUUUCUCAGAUUACUCUAUAUAUAUUAUGAGAGAGCAAUGUGCUGAACGGGGCUACAGUGAUUCAGCGAGUUAGUAGUGCAGCUUCUGAAGGUGAUGGACUUAAUUCUCAGAUAUUGCUUAAUGCCUGGAAAACCCUGGGAACCAGGCCAAGCCAACCUAACCAUGCUGACUUUUCAGACAGCUGUGAUGUUGCUUUCUACAUAGCCUGGAGAAUUCUUUCAUAGCCCCAGUGAAAUUUGACGUUUUUAAAUUAUAGCAAAAUUUAGUACACAUGGUAAAAAUUAUCACUCAUAAAUAAAGAGAAAAGAAAUGAUUUAAAAAAGCAAAAAAUCUCCUAUGUACUGAUGUAUAUGUAUUUUAGGAGCAUUUAUGUGAACUCAGGGAGGGGGAAAAAAGGAUUAUUCUAAAUUAAUAAAAGUACUAGGAAGGAGAGCCAUAUUAUCAUUAAGAUAGCAGAAAUCUUUGAGGAUAUUUAGUUCAAGUUCACCAUCUUUGUUUUUUAAGUACAAAGAGAAACUUAAGACCAGAGAAAUAAAAAUUAAGUUAUCUUAUGUGAAACAUCUAUCGUAUGGGAUUGCCCAGACUCUAAAAUCUUUACCAGAAUAUAAAUCACAUAUUCCUUGGGAGAAAUAAAAGUACGUAGCAGUAUUUUCCAAAAGAAAAUCUUUUCUCUCAUUGAAAUGAUUUUUUAAAAAAUUUACCCUUGUUACGUUUGUUUUGUUUUGUUUGGGCCACACCUGGCACAGCUCUGGGACCUAUGUGAGGCUGGAAACAAGACCUGCAUGCAGAAUGUAUGCUCCAACUCCUUGCUAUUUUCCAGGCCCAAAGCAACUUUUUCUUAAAGACAUUUAAGAUUUCCUUAAGGUAGUGUAUAUAAGCUAUACCUAUCAACUACAAACCUGUCCAAAAAAUUUAGUUAUUUUCUUACUUUUAAAGAGAAAAGUAAUUACCCAUAGGUUUGCGUGCUGCACCAACUUGAGAUUAUAAGAGCAGUAUCACAACGCUGUAAUUGCUUUAUUAAUAACACACACAACACCUAACACUCACCACACACAUACACACAUGCAUACAAAUUUGGUUUUUGUGGAACUCGGAGAUUGCUCUCAGCUCAGUUUCUCUCCUGGUGGUGUUCGGGGACCAUCUGGUGCUGGGAAUAGAACCCAGAGCUGUAUCAUGAAAAGUGUGUGCUCGGGCCCAUUGAGGAGUGUCUCCCCAGCUCUAGCCUUGUCAUUCUUAAUCUAAAGCUCAUCAGAAACUACAAAAGAUUACAAUAGACAGUAUUCUUGAUCAGACAGCGAAUUUUUAAAGCACGCAUUGAAGAAUGCAUUAAACUGCUGGAACAGACAUGAGCAUUCUUUAUUUUUCUUACUCAGAAUACCAGUCCAAGGUAGGUAGGUAGGACUGGAGCGAUAACACAGCAGGAGAGCAGGAGGGCAUUUGCCUUGCAAGCGGCCGACUCAGGUUCGAUUCCUCUGUCCCUCUCGGAGAGCCCAGCAAGCUACCAAGAGUAUCCCACCCGCACAGCAGAGCCUGACAAGCUCCCUGUGGUGUAUUCGAUAGGCCAACAACAAGUCUCACAAUGGAGACGUUACUGGUGCCCGCUUGGGCAGAUCAGUGAACAAAGGGACGACAGUGCUACAGUGCUACUCAGAAUACAUUUGCAGAGAACAGUUUUUAGUAUUUAGUUUUAGUAUUCUAGAAAGUGAAAUGAAGUGACCUCAAUUUAAAACUUGCAUAUGGGCCCCUGGGUCCCUACACUGUAUAAGACUAUAUGAAAGGGCUGAAGGGCUGGAGCGAUAGCACAGCGGGUAGGGCGUUUGCCUUGCACGUGGUCAACCUGGUUUCGAUUCCUUUACCCCUCUCGGAGAGCCCGGCAAGCUACUGAGAGUAUCUCUCCCGCAUGGCAGAGCCUGGCAAGCUACCUGUGGCAUAUUGGAUAUGCCAAAACACAGUAACAACAAGUCUCACAAUGGAGACGUUACUAGUGCCUGCUCGAACGAAUCAAUGAGAAAUGGGAUGACAGUGACAGUAACAGUGAAAGGGCUGAAAAGAUAGUAUAGCAGGUUGUCAUGUACACAGCCAACCUUGGUUCAAUCCCCGCCACCCGUUCAAUUCCUUGAAUACCACAGCAGGGAUCCUGAGGACAGAACCAAUACUGAGCCCUGGGUGCUACUGGGUAUGGGCCACAAACCAAGCAAACCAACAUGAACAACAAAAAUAUCAGAAAUUACUUAGGCAGAUCUUAGAGUUGAAGUCAGAUUAACAGUUCUUGAUUGUAAUGUACAGAGAUUUUUUUAUGAAAACAACAUGUAUGUAUGUAGGCUUGUAUGCACAUAGUUGUUUUUUUAUUGAGAGAUACAGUUACAAAACUGUUCAUGAUCAGGUUUUAGUCAUACAAUGUUCCAACACCCAUAGCUCCACCAAUAUACAUUUCCCACCACCAGUGACCCCAGUUUCACUCCUGCCACUCCCUUCUCACCCCCCAACCUGCUCUUCUCUCUUUCUCUUUCUCUCUCUUUCUCACUUUAAUUCUCUCUCUCUUUCUCACUCUCUCUUUCACAUUCUGUCUGUCUCUCUCUCCCCCUUUUGGGCAUUCUGAUUUGUAAUACAGAUGCUGAAAGGUUAUUAUGUUUGUUCCUUUACCUACUUUCAACAUGCAGUUCUUAUCCAGAGUGAUCAUCUCCAACUAUCAUUGCCAUGGUGGUUCCUCCUCUAUCUCAAUUACCUUCUCCCCCAGCAACUGAGGCAGGUUAUCAGCCAGGACCAAUCCUCCUGUUUCUACAGUCCUUGUCUCACAAUAUGGGCAUUCCUCAAAAAAACUAGAAUUAAGCUUCCUUAGACCCAGCAAUACAGGCAUAUUUUUAAAUCAAAAUUCAAGGGGCUUAAUGAACCUCUAACUAGGCAGGCAUGUAUUUUUUAUUGUAAUUCAAGGGAUUUCAUGGCCCCCAAACCAUUCAGGAUCUUUUCUGAGCGAUCAUCUGUUUUCCCUUCCCUUCUUGUCUCUCUUCACUGGCUGACUUCAAAGCAAAACAGAAGGGGAAAAAAAACACACAACAGAAACUGAUCUAUAACUUGAAGAAUGAGGUCCCUUGGAGCACCUCCAGACAAUUUCUUCUUCAGUUUGAUAUGGUGUGAUAGAGAUAAAAUCAGCUGGAAACUUGACUUUGGUUCUCUCUCCAGGACUGAGUGAAGUGACCACUGGCAGAUUUCAGCUGUCCGCUGUUUGUAGUUGUCUGAAGGAACUGGGAGGCAUCAGACACACUCAUUAUUGUGUUCUCCCUAGAGAAAUUUAGUAAAAAAAUAAAACAGACAGUAGUUUAGGAUUUGAGCUUUGUUGUUGUUUUAAAAUUAGGAAGUAGGCAAGAAAAAAGGAGUGAGAGGAAAUGGACAUUGGAAGAAAAGUAGUAUAGUUUCAGCACACUUCUUUCUUUGUAAAACCCGAGAGAUCAAAAGAAGUGAGAAAUCUAGUAUAGCUUUAUGAUUUGAAGACUUUGUCUUACAUUUGACUUUACAGUCAAAAGUUGGUCUUGAUCAUCAUCUCUCUAUUAAAACUAUAUCCUAGUGAUAGAUAUCUGCUUUUCUAGGAAUGAUUGAUCAGGGCAAAAUUAUUUUCAGCUCUAUUUAUUUACAAUUCCCACCCCAUCUUCAACCUCUUGGAAACACAGUUAGUAAUUAAAGCUAAAGAUGAAAUUACUUAUAUUUGCUUUGUUUGUAUGCAAAUAGAUAUAUAUCUGUUUCAAAGAUGUUUUAAAAUAUUCUUUCAAGGGGUCAAAAAACAGAAACUCUUUAUUGCUACUAAAAAAAAAUUAAUUGGUUCUAAGGUGGAAGUGUUUAAUACCUAAGGCCAUCUCACAACUGUUAGGUAGGGAAGUAGUACAGAAAGGGCACCAUGUACUAGAAAAAAAAUUUAGUUAAAAAAAAGGAAGAAUGAAUAUAGCUCAUCAUUCCAUUUUCAACAGAAUAGAUCUUUCCAGAAAGUAUGAGACCUCUUGAAGCUUGUUAGAAUUACAGUCUGGAGGCUUUAAGUCAGAGACACAUUGAACAGCCACCCCACUCUCCCCUCAAAAUGUGGUUAUGUUACAAGAGUUUGGAAUUUGAAAUACUUCCCCCCCUAACAUUUUUCUAAAUUUUGAAUUGAGACAAAAAGUACAAACCAAAUAAUUCCUAGAAAAAAAGAUAACUAGAGAGAGGUUAUAAAUGUGCUACUCUGUUUUGAUAUUAUUAUCAGAAACUGCUGUUGAGAAGCAUUUUCCAAAUAUUUCCUUCUAGUUUCUCCUUUUUUGCAUAUAUACCUGCUAUUAUUAAUAUCCCAGUUAAAUUAUUUGAAUUUGGAAAGAAUCAAAUAUUCUUUUAGAUUUUUUACUUUUCUUAGUUUGGGGACCAUACUCAGCAGUGCUCAGAGCUUACUUUUUACUGUGCUCAGGGAUCACUACUGCCAGGCCUGAGGGAUCAUAGGGGAUGCCAGGGAUCAAACCUGGGUCAGCCAUGUGCAAGGCAAGCGCCCUAACUGCUGUACUAUCUCUCCAGCCUUUCUAAUAGCCUCUUCUUAUCUUUACUUGUCCUUGGUCUAAUCCUUCUAAUAACUUGUAUAAAUAUGGAGGCACUGGAUAAUAUAAACAGUUAUUUUAAGAUAUACUUGACAAGAACCCAAAAUAUCUAUAAUUAUAAUGGAUAGAGUUUUGCUCCUGAGAAAGAUUGUUUAUACUAAAUAAUACCAAGUCUAUUAAUACAUACAAGAAUUAGAGGUUUUGCUAUUGCAUCUGCUCCUUCCUAUAACAUGAAGGCAGGACUAUUAAACAUGACCAACAUAUCAGCUACUUUUAUCACAUAGGCUAGAAAUUUUCCACAAAAGCCAGGCUUAUAGGCUGUUUCUGGGAGCACUUUGCUACUGUAAGGGGUCACAGAAAUGUUUCAUAGGACCCUGCAUGUGUCUCACCCACUUUGUGUCCUUCUGUAGAUUUAUACUCUAUGAGGGCUACCUUGUGGCUUUAACCAUUUAAUAGUGUUAGCAGUAGAUACCAUUUACUGAAGGAGUAAUUUGCUCAGAGCAUUGGAUUGGGUCAGAGAUAUGGCUCAUUGCCAGUGGUUGAGUUUCCAUGGAUUGUGGUCUCCACACAGUUGCCUGAGUGAUCUGUUGUGCUUCUGCUUUUCCUGGCUCCUUUAAGAACUUUACUUCGAGAAGUAAAUAUGAGGGAGAGGAUAGCUGAGGAGGGGAGGAGUCAUAUCUUUCAAAAUUAACCAAAUAAAAUUCUACCAGUCUUAUUUUGGUAAACACAUCAUUUUAAAGCAUGUUUUUAAAGAAAUAACUGAUGCUUUUGAUGGCCAAGUGUCUUUAAAUGGCAGUAUAGAAUACCUCCUUCCCGCUGAAUAAAGUUUACCAUUCUUUCUCAAGUAAAAAGGCCAACAUCAAACUUAUAGGUUGCCCAAUUUUGCCUGUUUUCCAACGUGCACAUUAUCAUGAUUCUCUUGGGUUAUCCAUUGAGUUUUCUUCAGGUAUGGAGAAAGAGGACAGAGAAAAGCAGGGUAAGAAUAACGACAUUUCUAUGUCAUUGCUGGCCUUCUCUGUGUGUUUCCUUGGCUGAAAGCAGAGAGCUGUGCUUUUAACCCCGCUCUGUGCCCUCCACACCACUCUACACUCAAACUGCAGGCCAGCUCCUUUGCCAACUCCACGGACAAAGCUUUCCGGGAGGCCUAAGUUGAAAUGUGCAAAUAAUUUCUCAGUUCUGGAGGGUUUGGUGCCAAAGCAUACGAAAUACUUAUGUUCUGCUAUGGAAAUCUUGGAAGAACAGAACUUCUGUUUUUAAUAUCUCCGAGGAUUUAAAACAGUUCUUAGGCUGCUUAUUGCGUUUCAUAAAAGUUACUCCUACUUGAAAUAUCUCUUGGUGGCUUACCUAUAUUAAAAAGAGGGAAAGAAUCCUUUCUGAUUCCACUGUUUCCUCUCCUCCACCAGAGUCAUAAGAGAAAGGACAGCAGUUGAAAGCCUGGGGGGUUGCCCGUGUUUCCCACCCCACCCCCCCAGCCCCUCUCCAGUGGACUAAGUUCUCUUAUUUGCAAAAUGAGAAGGGUGAUGAUCUCUCAGAUUCUUUUUUGGGAAGGCAGGGAAACUAACCACCGUUAAGCACACAGUGAGCGCCAGGAAUUUGAAAUAUCAUUAUUCAAUCCUCAGAACGACCUGAGAUGAAGACAGUCAUUAUUUUCUCAUUGAAAAGGCAAGGAACUUGAAGAAUCAAGAAAUUGCCUGAUGUGCUCAAGGUCACAGAGUGAGUCGAGUCUGGGUUCAUCUCUGUCCCAAUGCAGACGGCUUCACAGUUGUGCUUAUAUGAGUCUGAACCCUUUUCAGAGAAGCAGAAUUUUACUGGAGGAGAAUAAAGGAGUACUGGGUUGGUUAAAAAAAAAAAAACAAACAAACUGGGGCGACAGAAUUAGAAUAUACUCAAAACCUAGCCCAGACUUCUAGAAACAAACAAUACCCAGCAUGAAUCACUGUGGAGAAUGGGAGAACAAAAAGAAGUCAUUCAAAAAGUAUUGCUAGAUUUCUUUUACUGAAUAGAAGUAUUCCUCUUUAAUUGUGUCUUAUACUAUUCCCUGUCACCUUUGCUGGGAAGUUGCUGAUGUAUGUUCUUAUAUAAAAGUUGCUGUGACACUUACAUCUGCUAUAAUGUGUCUGUAAUAUGAUACCAAUAAACAUUGUGUUUUA